CGGGACGGUCCACGAUGCUGGAGAACGGCUCCUUCUCCAACUGCUGCGAGGCGGGCGAGCUGGCUGUGCGCCCGGGCUGGCCGGGGGCGGGCAGCGCGCGGCCCUCCGGGACCGCCGGUCCUCCCUGGGUGGCGCCCGCACUGUCUGCCGUGCUCAUCGUUACCACCGCGGUGGACGUCGUGGGCAACCUCCUGGUCAUCCUGUCGGUGCUCAGGAACCGCAAGCUCCGGAACGCGGGCAAUUUGCUCUUGGUGAGUCUGGCAGCGGCUGACCUGGCGGCGGCCUCGUACCCGUCCCCACUAGUCCUCGCGGCCAUCUUCCGUGACGGCCGGGCCCUGGGUGAGGUGCACUGCGAGGCCAGUGCCUUCAUGAUGGGCCUGAGUGUCACUGGCUCCGUCUUCAACAUCACUGCCUUUGCCGUUAACCACUGUUGCUACGCCUGCCGCAGCGGGGUCUACCAGCAGAUCUACCAGCCCUGGCACAGGCCCCUCUACAUCUGCCUCGUCUGGCUCCUCACUGUGGGGGCCUUGGUGCCCAACUUUUUCACGGGGUUCCUGGAGUACGACCCGCGCAUCUACUCCUGCACCUUCAUCCGGACAGCCAGCACCCGGUACACGAUGGCAGUGGUGGUCAUUCACUUCUUCCUCCCCAUCGUUGUCGUGUCCUUCUGUUACCUGUGCAUCUGGGUGCUGGUGCUUCAGGCCCGCAGGAGGGCCAAGUCAGAGACCAAGCUGUGCCCGAAGCCCAGCGACGUUCGGAGCUUUCGGACCAUGUUCGUGGUGUUUGUGAUCUUCGCUAUCUGCUGGGCCCCACUGUAUGGCAUUGGCCUCGCUGUGGAUGACCCAGAAGAAAUAACUCCCCAGGUCCCGGAGGGGCUCUUUGUGGCUAGCUACCUCCUGGCUUAUUUCAACAGCUGCCUUAAUGCCAUAGUCUAUGGGCUCCUGAACCAGAACUUCCGCAGGGAAUACAAGAAGAUUGUCUCAGCCCUCUGGAACCCUCAGUGCUGUGUUCAGAAUGCUUCCAAGGGCAGCCAAGCUCCACCUGUGGGGAAUGCCCAGCACCCUGUCAGUUAG
Messenger RNA from Neomonachus schauinslandi (Hawaiian monk seal), 1073 nucleotides. RefSeq names its product melatonin receptor 1B (gene MTNR1B). NCBI's taxonomy places the organism in Eukaryota, Metazoa, Chordata, Mammalia, Carnivora, Phocidae. The record is from RefSeq and is a predicted model, not a curated record. Gene Ontology annotation, biological process: G protein-coupled receptor signaling pathway. Gene Ontology annotation, cellular component: membrane. Gene Ontology annotation, molecular function: melatonin receptor activity.